AGACUGGCUCUCCGGGUCCCUCUCUCCGAGAGCCAGGCGGGCACGCGUCAUUGUGUUACCUGCAGCCGGCCGGCGAGCUAGGCUCGGCUGCUUUAUUUUUUUUUUUCCUUUUCUCCCUCCCUCCUCCGCCCCCCCUUUCCAUGCAGCUGAUCUGAAAGGGAAUAAAAGGCUGCGCAUAAUCAUAAUAAUAAAAGAAGGGGAGCGCGAGCGAAGGAAAGAAAGCCGGGAGGUGGAAGAGGAGGGGAGCGCCUCCAAGAAGCGAUCAGAAUAAUAAAAGGAGGCCGGGCUCUUUGCCUUCUGGAACGGGGCCGCUCUUGAAAAGGGGCUUUUGAAAAGUGGUGUUGUUUUCCAGUCGUGCAUGCUCCCAUCGGCGGAGUAUAUUAGAGCCGGGACGCGGCGGCCGCUCGGGCAGCGGCGACGGCAGCACCGGCGGCAGCACCAGCGCGAGGAGCGGCGGCGGCGGCGGAGGAGGCGUCCCGAGUGCCCGCGGCGCGCGGCGCAGCGAUGCGGUCCCCACGGACGCGCGGCCGGCCCGGGCGCCCCCUGAGCCUCCUGCUCGCCCUGCUCUGCGCCCUGCGAGCCAAGGUGUGCGGCGCUUCGGGUCAAUUCGAGUUGGAGAUCCUGUCCAUGCAGAACGUGAACGGGGAGCUGCAGAACGGCAACUGCUGCGGGGGCUCGCGGAACCCCGGAGACCGCAAGUGCACCCGCGACGAGUGUGACACGUACUUCAAAGUGUGCCUCAAGGAGUAUCAGUCCCGCGUCACGGCCGGGGGCCCCUGCAGCUUCGGCUCGGGCUCCACGCCUGUCAUCGGGGGCAACACCUUCAACCUCAAGGCCAGCCGCGGCAACGACCGCAACCGCAUCGUGCUGCCUUUCAGUUUCGCCUGGCCGAGGUCUUACACGUUGCUUGUGGAAGCCUGGGAUUCCAGUAAUGACACUGUUCAACCGGACAGCAUCAUCGAGAAGGCCUCUCACUCAGGCAUGAUAAAUCCCAGCCGGCAGUGGCAGACGCUCAAGCAGAACACGGGGGUGGCCCACUUCGAGUACCAGAUCCGCGUGACCUGCGACGACUACUACUAUGGCUUCGGCUGCAACAAAUUCUGCCGGCCCAGAGAUGACUUCUUCGGCCACUAUGCCUGUGACCAGAAUGGCAACAAGACAUGCAUGGAAGGCUGGAUGGGCCCCGAGUGCAACAGAGCUAUCUGUCGCCAGGGCUGUAGUCCCAAGCACGGGUCUUGCAAACUGCCAGGUGAUUGCAGGUGCCAAUAUGGCUGGCAGGGCCUGUACUGUGACAAGUGUAUCCCCCACCCGGGAUGUGUCCAUGGCACCUGCAACGAACCCUGGCAGUGCCUCUGUGAGACCAACUGGGGUGGCCAGCUCUGUGACAAAGAUCUCAAUUACUGUGGGACCCAUCAGCCAUGUCUGAAUGGGGGGACCUGUAGCAAUACCGGGCCUGACAAAUACCAGUGUUCCUGCCCCGAGGGCUAUUCCGGACCCAACUGUGAAAUUGCAGAACACGCGUGCCUCUCGGAUCCCUGCCACAACCGAGGCAGCUGCAGGGAGACUGCCCUGGGGUUUGAGUGUGAGUGUGCUCCGGGCUGGACUGGCCCCACGUGUUCCACAAAUAUUGAUGACUGUUCUCCAAAUAAUUGUUCCCACGGGGGCACCUGCCUGGACUUGGUGAAUGGAUUUAAGUGCGUGUGCCCUCCCCAGUGGACUGGCAAGACGUGCCAGUUAGAUGCAAAUGAGUGUGAGGCCAAGCCUUGUGUCAACGCCAAAUCCUGUAAGAAUCUGAUUGCCAGCUACUACUGCGAUUGCCUCCCAGGCUGGAUGGGUCAGAACUGUGACAUAAAUAUUAACGACUGCCUCGGCCAGUGUCAGAAUGACGCCGCCUGUCGGGAUCUGGUUAACGGUUACCGCUGUAUCUGUCCACCUGGCUAUGCAGGCACCCACUGUGAGAGGGACAUUGACGAAUGCGCCAGCAACCCCUGUUUGAAUGGGGGUCACUGUCAGGAUGAAAUCAACCGAUUCCAGUGUCUCUGUCCCACUGGUUUCUCUGGGAGCCUCUGCCAGCUUGACAUUGAUUACUGCGAGCCCAAUCCCUGCCAGAAUGGUGCCCAGUGCUACAACCGUGCCAGCGACUACUUCUGCAAGUGCCCCGAGGACUAUGAGGGCAAGAACUGUUCACAUCUCAAAGACCACUGCCGCACGACCCCUUGUGAAGUGAUUGACAGCUGCACGGUGGCCAUGGCAUCCAACGACACGCCUGAAGGGGUGCGGUACAUCUCCUCGAACGUCUGUGGUCCCCACGGGAAGUGCAAGAGCCAGUCGGGGGGCAAAUUCACCUGUGACUGUAACAAAGGCUUCACGGGCACGUACUGCCACGAAAAUAUUAAUGACUGCGAGAGCAACCCCUGUAAGAAUGGUGGCACUUGCAUCGACGGUGUCAAUUCCUACAAGUGCAUCUGCAGCGACGGCUGGGAGGGCACCCAUUGUGAAGCCAAUAUCAAUGACUGCAGCCAAAACCCCUGCCACAAUGGGGGCACAUGCCGAGACCUGGUCAACGACUUCUACUGUGACUGCAAGAAUGGGUGGAAAGGAAAGACCUGUCACUCACGUGACAGCCAGUGUGACGAGGCCACGUGCAACAAUGGUGGCACCUGCUAUGACGAGGGCGACGCCUUUAAGUGCAUGUGUCCCGGAGGUUGGGAAGGAGCCACCUGUAACAUAGCCCGGAAUAGUAGCUGUUUGCCCAACCCCUGCCAUAAUGGGGGCACCUGCGUGGUCAACGGCGAGUCCUUCACCUGUGUGUGCAAAGAAGGCUGGGAGGGGCCCAUCUGUACCCAGAAUACCAAUGACUGCAGUCCUCAUCCCUGUUAUAACAGUGGCACCUGCGUGGAUGGAGACAACUGGUACCGGUGCGAGUGUGCCCCGGGUUUUGCGGGGCCUGACUGCAGAAUAAACAUCAACGAAUGCCAGUCUUCACCCUGUGCCUUCGGGGCAACCUGUGUGGAUGAGAUCAAUGGCUACCGCUGUGUCUGCCCCCCGGGGCACAGUGGUGCUAAGUGCCAGGAAGUUUCAGGAAGGCCUUGCAUCACCAUGGGGAGUAUGAUACCAGAUGGGGCCAAAUGGGAUGACGACUGUAACACCUGCCAGUGCCUGAACGGACGGAUUGCCUGCUCCAAGGUUUGGUGUGGCCCUCGACCUUGCCUGCUCCACAAGGGGCACAGCGAGUGCCCCAGUGGGCAGAGCUGCAUCCCCAUCUUGGAUGACCAGUGCUUCGUCCGCCCCUGUACCGGGGUGGGUGAGUGUCGCUCAUCUGGGCUGCAGCCGGUCAAGACCAAGUGUACCUCCGACUCCUAUUACCAGGAUAACUGUGCCAACAUCACCUUUACCUUUAACAAGGAGAUGAUGUCACCGGGACUCACCACGGAGCACAUCUGCAGUGAACUGAGGAAUCUGAAUAUUUUGAAGAAUGUAUCUGCUGAAUAUUCAAUCUACAUAGCCUGUGAGCCUUCCCCGCUGGCCAACAAUGAAAUUCACGUGGCCAUUUCCGCUGAAGACAUCCGUGAUGAUGGGAACCCCAUCAAGGAGAUCACGGACAAGAUCAUUGAUCUCGUCAGCAAGCGUGAUGGAAACAGCUCUCUCAUCGCUGCCGUUGCAGAGGUCAGAGUUCAGAGGCGUCCUCAGAAAAACACAACAGAUUUCCUGGUUCCUUUGCUGAGCUCCGUCCUAACUGUGGCCUGGGUCUGUUGCUUGGUGACGGCCUUCUACUGGUGCGUGCGGAAGCGGCGGAAGCCCAGCAGCCACACUCGCUCGGCCUCGGAGGACAACACCACCAACAACGUACGGGAGCAGCUGAACCAGAUCAAGAACCCCAUUGAGAAGCAUGGCGCCAACACGGUCCCUGUCAAGGACUACGAGAGCAAGAACUCCAAAAUGUCUAAAAUAAGGACACACAACUCGGAAGUCGAAGAGGACGACAUGGACAAGCACCAGCAGAAAGCCCGGUUCGCCAAACAGCCCGCAUACACGCUGGUAGACAGAGACGAGAAGCCCCCCAAUGGCACGCCGACAAAACACCCCAACUGGACAAACAAACAGGACAACAGAGACUUGGAAAGCGCGCAGAGCUUGAACCGGAUGGAGUACAUCGUAUAGCAGAGGGCGGGCGCUGCCACCACGAGGGAGAGCGAGGCCACUUGGCAGUUCUUGAAACUGUUGUGUCCUAUUCGAGUCUGAGGCUGUUGUUGACUUAGAAAAACCCCUGUGUUAAUUUAAGUUCUGACAAGCUGGCUUACACUGGCAAUGGUAGUUUCUGUGGUUGGCUGGGAAAGCGAGGGCUGCAUCUCACAGCUAUGCAAAAAAAAAAAAACAAAAGAAAAAGGUAGGCGAAGAGUGCCCUGGUUGGACCAUUCCCUACGGCUGACACGUUGCGGAUCGGGCUCCCAGGAGACUGCCCCAGCCUUUGGUCCCGAACUCCCACUCCUGCCAGAUGUCCUAACGGUGAUGCAGUCUUGGGAUCAUAGUUUUAUUUAUAUUUAUUGAUUCUUGAGUUGUUUUUGUAUAUUGGUUUUAUGAUGACGUACAAGUAGUUCUGUAUUUGGAAGUGCCUUUGCAGCUCAGAACCACAGCAGCUAUCACAAAUGAGUUUAUUAUUUAUUUUUUUUAUUGUAUUUUGUUUGUUGUUGGGAAGGGGGGACUUGGAUGUCAGCAGUUGCUGGUCAAAUGAAGAAUUUAAAGAGGAAAAAAAAUGUCAAAAGUAGAAUUUUUGUAUAGUUAUGUAAAUAAUUCUUUUUUAUUAAUCACUGUGUAUAUUUGAUUUAUUAACUUAAUAAUCAAGAGCCUUAAAACAUCAUUCCUUUUUAUUUAUAUGUAUGUGUUUAGAACUGAAGGUUUUUGAUAGCAGUGUAAGCGUUACAACUAUUUUUUUUUUUUGAACUUAUUACAUGUUGCCUAUAAGCCAAACUUAAGGUGUUUGAAACUAGUUUAUUUGAAAAAUAAGAUGGGCUUCCUUGCCUGGAAUGCUGAUGGAUAGCUGUGUUUUUGUUUUUUCUGUACGACGUCAGAUGUUAAAACACCUCCUGUAGCAUCACUUUAAAAUGCGUUUUAAGGACUGACUGAGGCUGUUUGAGAACAAGUUCCUUUUUUUCUUUUUUAAUUUUUCUUUACACUUAAGAGAGAGACAGGUGAGCUGCUGCAGAGCGGUUCCGAGGAACAGGCUCGGGGGUAACUUACCAUAGCCCAAAUGCGAGGGAGUGAACACCAUCAAAAGUAGCAAAUUGACUGAAGUUGGAAGCACACCAAUCUUACUGUGUAAAUUCUGAUUUCUUUUCACCAUGUGUACGUUAAUACCAAACCACCUUUAGAUUUGAUUUUGUUGUUGUCGUCAUCGUUAUCUACUGCAUUUAGGGAGUGUUCCAAUAAGCUAGUUGAAUACUUGAACCAGAAAAUGUCCCGUAAGAUCACUGUUUAGGUUUGCCGUAGAGUACACUGCCUGCCUUAAGUGAGGAAAUCAAAGUGCUAUUACAAAGUUCAAGAUCAAAAAGGCUUAUAAAAAAACAGAGUCAUCUUGUUGGUUCACCAGUGAGACCGUGAAGAUACUUUGUAUUGUCCUAUUACUGUUAUAUGAAUACACCAGGGAAAAAAAGUGCAUCUUUGAUGUGUUGUUCCUGGCAAUAAAUUUUUGGAAAGUAAUAUUUAUUAAAUUUUUUGUAU
This is a messenger RNA of Ochotona curzoniae (black-lipped pika), 5718 nucleotides long. RefSeq names its product jagged canonical Notch ligand 1 (gene JAG1). The transcript has 26 exons. Gene Ontology annotation, cellular component: plasma membrane; protein-containing complex. Bases 505 to 4161 code for a protein of 1218 amino acids. NCBI's taxonomy places the organism in Eukaryota, Metazoa, Chordata, Mammalia, Lagomorpha, Ochotonidae. Gene Ontology annotation, biological process: multicellular organism development; cell communication; Notch signaling pathway. Gene Ontology annotation, molecular function: Notch binding; calcium ion binding. The record is from RefSeq and is a predicted model, not a curated record.